UUUCCUUUCCAGCCUUGUUUGGGUCGGCCGGUGGAGAGACAGGUCUUCUGUGAAGGUUGGGCCGUGGAGGAGAAGGAGGAGGAGGUUACAGUUGUCCUGCUGCUGUUGCUGCUGGUCCUCCUUUCUCCUUUCCUUCCCCAGGGGGAUUGCAGGGGCAGCGGGAAAGUUCUUUGUGCCAAGAAUCUUGCAAAGAAAGAUUUCUUCAGGCUUCCUGACCCCUUUGCAAAGAUUGUGGUGGAUGGGUCUGGUCAGUGCCACUCCACUGACACUGUGAAGAACACCUUAGAUCCCAAAUGGAACCAGCAUUAUGAUUUAUACGUUGGAAAGUCAGAUUCUAUCACCAUCAGUGUCUGGAACCAUAAGAAAAUUCACAAAAAACAGGGAGCUGGCUUCCUGGGAUGUGUCCGACUUCUUUCUAAUGCCAUCAGCAGGCUAAAAGAUACAGGAUACCAGCGUUUGGAUCUAUGCAAACUAAAUCCCACAGACACUGAUGCAGUACGAGGCCAGAUAGUGGUCAGCCUACAGACACGAGACAGGAUAGGCACAGGAGGGUCUGUGGUGGACUGCAGGGGGCUAUUGGAGAAUGAAGGAACGGUUUAUGAAGACUCAGGACCUGGGAGGCCCCUGAGCUGCUACAUGGAAGAGCCAGCCCCAUAUACGGACAGCACAGGAGCUGCUGGUGGAGGGAACUGUAGAUUUGUGGAAUCCCCUGGCCAGGAUCAGACGUUGCAGGUCCAGCGAUUGCGGGGUCCUGAUGUAAGAAGCCAUGUCCAGACACCCCAAAAUAGGCCCCAUGGCCAUCAGUCACCAUCACCAGACCUGCCUGAAGGCUAUGAGCAAAGGACAACAGUACAGGGACAAGUUUACUUUUUGCAUACACAAACUGGGGUUAGCACCUGGCACGAUCCCAGGAUACCAAGAGACCUUAACAGUGUGAAUUGUGAUGAACUUGGACCUCUACCUCCAGGCUGGGAGGUUAGAAGUACAGUAUCAGGAAGAAUAUAUUUUGUAGAUCAUAAUAACAGGACCACACAGUUCACAGACCCAAGACUGCAUCACAUAAUGAACCACCAAUGCCAACUAAAAGAACCCAACCAGCCUUUGCAAGGACCAAAUGAGGGGUCGCUGGAAGACAGCGAGGAGUUGCCUGCUCAGAGAUACGAGCGUGACUUGGUGCAGAAGCUGAAGGUCCUCCGUCAUGAACUCUCCCUCCAGCAACCCCAAGCUGGUCACUGCCGCAUUGAAGUAUCGAGGGAAGAAAUAUUUGAGGAAUCUUACCGUCAGAUAAUGAAGAUGAGGCCAAAAGAUCUGAAGAAGAGACUGAUGGUGAAAUUUCGGGGAGAAGAAGGCUUAGAUUAUGGUGGAGUGGCAAGGGAAUGGCUGUACCUUCUGUGCCAUGAAAUGCUAAAUCCAUAUUAUGGGCUUUUCCAAUACUCAACUGAUAACAUUUACACGCUGCAAAUAAAUCCAGAUUCCUCCAUCAACCCUGAUCAUCUGUCUUACUUCCACUUUGUCGGUCGAAUAAUGGGGCUGGCGGUAUUCCAUGGGCACUACAUCAACGGGGGUUUCACAGUUCCUUUCUACAAACAGCUGUUGGGCAAACCCAUCCAGUUAUCUGACCUGGAAUCCGUUGAUCCAGAGCUACAUAAGAGCUUAGUUUGGAUUUUAGAGAAUGACAUCACUCCAGUUCUGGACCAUACUUUCUGCGUGGAACACAACGCUUUUGGCAGAAUUCUGCAACAUGAACUCAAACCGAAUGGGAGAAACGUUUCUGUUACGGAGGAGAACAAGAAAGAAUAUGUCAGGUUGUAUGUGAACUGGCGGUUCAUGAGAGGGAUUGAAGCCCAAUUCUUGGCCCUUCAGAAAGGUUUUAAUGAACUUAUUCCUCAACACCUGCUGAAGCCUUUUGACCAGAAGGAACUUGAGCUCAUAAUUGGUGGCCUAGAUAAGAUUGAUCUGAACGACUGGAAGUCCAACACGCGUCUGAAGCAUUGCAUGGCCGACAGCAAUAUCGUGAAGUGGUUCUGGCAAGCGGUGGAGGCCUUUGAUGAGGAAAGGAGAGCACGGCUGCUCCAGUUUGUGACAGGCUCCACGCGGGUUCCACUUCAGGGUUUCAAGGCUUUGCAAGGCGCGGCAGGACCCAGGCUGUUCACUAUUCAUUUGAUAGAUGCAAAUACAGACAACCUUCCGAAAGCUCAUACUUGCUUUAACCGAAUCGACAUUCCGCCUUACGAGUCCUACGAGAAGCUUUACGAGAAGCUCCUGACGGCUGUGGAAGAGACGUGUGGGUUUGCGGUGGAGUGACCAGGCUACCAAAGGAAACAGAUACUAGCUCAUGGACCACCAAAUCACAGAAGCUUGCUGUGAACUUCUUUUUGUCCAAAGUGUUGGGAUGCUUCACAACUAGGGGUGCGAAGGCUGUUUCCCUUCCUUUGACGGCAUUGGGGAAGGGCGGGAGACUUUUUUUUGGAGGUUCCCAAACUACUUUCUCCCUUUUGUUACGAUAAUCCUCCCCUCCCUUUCUUCAUUUCCCAGAAAAAUACACACACACACACACACACACACAAAACAGGCAGCCAGGUUCAGCAUUUGGUUUUGGUUACCCGAGAUAUUCUGCUAGAUUUGUAACACAUAUUGUGAUAAGGUCAAUGACCUGUGGUCUUUUUUAUAGGAGAAUCAAACUGUAGUUGAGUAUCUUGCCAUUCGUUCGCCGAGGACUUUGGUUGGUAGGUGUACGUGGAUGUUUGUCUUUGACGCAGCCCUGACCCCCCGUAGAGUCCGCAAGCUAUAGGAAAAAGAGACUGGCCCUGGAAUUCCAAAUAGCACAUUUCAGGAGACCCGUUCAGGAAUGACUAGCAGAGCACAGCUCCGUAUGCGUAGGCCGCUGAGGAUUAUUCCUUGACAGGAAGCUUUUUAUGUGAAUGAGGUGACUUGGCUCUUAAGAGGAAAAAUUAAGGAGAAUCAAGCCAUCUUGAACGACGCUAGCUUCUUUUUUUUUGGGGGGGGGUAUGCUUUGCACAGAGGAUAGAUUGGUUCUGUGGAAUAAUUUUUCUUUUUUGCGAUUCCUGGUGUAUGUUAAGAGAAACAGGGCACGGCUCAGAUUCUCAAGAGAAUCCACCUCCCCGCCCCCCGCCCCCAAAUUUCUUCUCGCUGUUUUCUUAAAUGCUUUCAUUGUGAUGUGAAAUGGCAGAAAUUCUUUCCAGAGGAAAUAGCUAAUAGCAAGAUAACAGAAUCCAAUUCCGUUUCUGAGCCAUCUGGAAUGCGGAAUGGCUCUCGUGAAAGUUCUAACUCAGGCCUUAGCCUAUAGAGACCGAGUAACCCAAACAACUGUUUCCAGCUUCUCUUUUUUCCCCAGUCCCCGACACAUCUCAGCCCAGUUUUCACGGUGGAUAUAAUGUGUUUUCCCUCCAUGCGACUUCCAGGGGGAGAAGAAUCAAAGUGGUCCGAUUCCCCUGUCAAACACUUCUUUUUAAUUUGCACAAGCAAGAAGGCCGUAAUUGUAACAACAUAACAUUUUUUGGGGUCAAAAAUUCCUCUAAUCAUCAAGUGUAACUUUGACACUUUGUGAGAGUUUUCCUUCCUCCUUUACAAACAAAGAAGCAUAUUAACAGGUGUCGAACUUCAUACGUGGGUCAUAUUGGUGUGGGCUUGGUUUUUGUUUGUUUUGAUCUGUCUACAAGGAUAUUUUUAUUGUCACUUAUAAAAUAAAUUGACAUUGAUAAUAGCUUUAAACUGUGAUAGGACAAACCAAAAUUAGAUACUUGUCCGAAUCCCAAAAUCGUUUUCUCCUGUUUAUUCAGUUGACUGUAACUCUUGUAAUUUUGGUGGUGGAAAACGAAGUAUUCCAUUGGAGAAAGGAAAUCUACUUUUGUGAUAUUUGCACCAUGUGGCAAAAGAUUGGGUUUUGUGGUUGACUUAACAACUGACUUGCAACGUCCUUCGGGGACCCAUUUGCACUUAAGAGACCAUUUAAAUGCAUUGUGGAUAAUUUGAGAGGGGAUUACAUCAAGGGAAUCUGAGGGUUUUUCAAAUCUUUAAAUACCUUAACAGACUUCUGGACAGUAGAAAUCAACCAUCCCUGAUUUUCCAAGGGCUUUUGAAGAUUAUAUGCUUUCUGUGGGUCAUGAUUUAUCCUAUUAGUGGAAUUCAAGCAUCCAGAGAGUCAUAAAGAUGUUUAAUUCCUCUUCCCACUAAAAUUGUUUCCACAGUCUGUUUCCCAGAUAUUGAAAGGUAUAAAUGGUGAGAAAUUCUCAAGCCAAAUGGUUAAACAGGCUGGCCAUAUCAGCAAAAAUAUUACCGUGGUCACCGUAGGCCAAUUCUUGCAUCCUUCUUGUCACAUAGUUGUGCAUCAGUCAUGUCCAAAACCGAGGACUUGUGAACGAGUCAAGGAACUUGAAAUGCAAAAGGCAGGCUGUCGCAGUCCCCAAAUAGCAUGAAAGUUAGCCCUAGGGGGAUGAUCCGAUGGCACGGUGCAAAAUGGGUCUUCUGUAGUGCAGAGGAUGGGAAAAAAUACCUCUUAACAAUGUUACUCACCUGCUCUGGUUUUCUUCUCCUAAAGGUUCAUCAACCUAGAGUUCAAGAAACUGCUGCUGUUCUGUCCAGUAAGAAUUUGAGGCAGGAUCAGCUGGGGCUGGGAGGGAAAAGCAAAGUAAACUAAGGAGGUAUGUCUUGUUUCUGAGGAGAAGCCUGGAGGACCUUUGGCUUCUGCCCCAGCUGAGCCCUCCCCAUUGCCUUCCCCAUCAGAGACUCUAUAAAAGAUGAACUGGAAGGAGCGAUUUUCUUAGCAUCAGAUGGGCGUAAGGAUCACCUCAGCUGAAAGCUUCAGGGCAGGUAAACUAUUAAGGCAAAGUAUACAAGCAUAGCUGCCCUGGUAUUGCUCUUGAUCAAUGUCCUCAACCUUGGCAACGUUAAGAUGUGUGGACUUCAACUCCCAGGA
Messenger RNA from Python bivittatus (Burmese python), 4936 nucleotides. NCBI's taxonomy places the organism in Eukaryota, Metazoa, Chordata, Lepidosauria, Squamata, Pythonidae. The record is from RefSeq and is a predicted model, not a curated record.